Messenger RNA from Bubalus bubalis (water buffalo), 864 nucleotides. RefSeq names its product olfactory receptor 7A17-like. The record is from RefSeq and is a predicted model, not a curated record. The coding region runs from base 1 to 864 and encodes 287 amino acids. The transcript is spliced from 3 exons. Lineage: Eukaryota; Metazoa; Chordata; Mammalia; Artiodactyla; Bovidae. Gene Ontology annotation, cellular component: membrane. Gene Ontology annotation, molecular function: G protein-coupled receptor activity; olfactory receptor activity. Gene Ontology annotation, biological process: G protein-coupled receptor signaling pathway.
AUGGAACCAGGUAACAAUACACAAUUUUCUGAAUUUUUUCUUCUGGGAUUCUCAGAAGAUCCAAAAUUGCAGCCCCUCAUCUAUGGGCUUUUCCUCUUCAUAUAUCUGAUCGCUGUGUUUGGAAACCUGCUCAUCAUCCUGGUCACCAUCUCUGACUCCCACCUUCACACUCCCAUGUACUUCUUCCUCUCCAAUUUGUCCUUUGUAGACAUCUGCCUCACCUCCACCACCAUCCCAAAGAUGCUGCACAAUAUUGAGAACCAAAGCAAAGUUAUAACCUAUGAAGGCUGCAUCGUCCAGGUGUAUUUUUACAUAUUCCUUGCAGGAGUAGAUGACUUCCUCCUGACAGUGAUGGCCUAUGACCGCUUUGUGGCCAUAUGCCAGCCCCUGCACUACACAAUCAUCAUGAACCCUCGGCUCUGUGGACUGCUGGUAUUGGUGCCCUGGAUGGUGAUUGUCUUAUUAUUUUAUUCUACAAGUCUUGGAGUGUACCUUAGCUCUGCUGCUACACACAGCUCACACUCAAGUGCAACAGCCUCCGUGAUGUUCACUGUGGUCACACCCAUGCUGAACCCAUUCAUCUACAGUCUGAGGAACAAAGACAUAAAGAGAGCUCUGAAGAGAGUCUAUGGAAUAGUAGGUACAAAAAUUUGGUCUGCAUCAAUAAUUCAGAAAGGAACUUGGACUUCUACAGGGAAAGCCUUCUCUCUCAAUCUGCAGGCAGGUGAGAGCUCCAUAAUUCACACAUUUCAGGAGAAGGUCAGAGAGGAUGGAAUCCAGGAACAUGUACCUGAUGUCACUGAGGACCAAUCUAGCAUAGUCCAGAGGCCAGAGGUCACUGCAGUUAUUUUCCAGCUUUCCUAA